Penicillium antarcticum is the source of this 1725-nucleotide messenger RNA. RefSeq names its product FAD binding domain protein. The coding region runs from base 1 to 1725 and encodes 574 amino acids. The record is from RefSeq and is a predicted model, not a curated record. Lineage: Eukaryota; Fungi; Ascomycota; Eurotiomycetes; Eurotiales; Aspergillaceae. The transcript has 4 exons.
AUGUCGACCGAAGCCCAACCAACCUCCAUCCACGACGUAAUAAUCAUAGGUGCAGGGCCCUGUGGCCUCGCCGUCGCCGCACGCCUAGGCGAAGAAACUCCCUCGGCAGUCUUCACCGACGAAGAACACCAACGCUACCACUGGAUCAAGAAACAUACCGGCCGAAUGAACCUCGUACAAGCCCGAAACAGCAAGAUCAACGGGGUCCGAGCGAACAAGUGGAACAGUGAGACGAUGUGUCCCUGCGAUAGCAAAGACAAAGACCAAGAUCGACAACGGCGGGCGUCUACAGAAUCUGUAUCAUCUGUUCCAUCACUUUCUGCGUCAUCAACCACAUCGACCUCAUCGUCCAUGUCGACCUUGGUACUUGACGGAUCCGGCAAUAAAUGGAUGCAAAGAUGGAACAAUGCUUUCAAGACGUUGGAGAUAAAGCAGCUUCGCAGUCCGAUGUUCUUCCACGUUGAUCCCGGUGAUCGAGAUGGAAUGCUGGCUUAUACGCAGGAGACUGGGCGUGAGGGGGACUUAUGGGAGAUUCCUAAUUGUGUUGGGAAGGAGAUGAGCAAGCAUAAGAAGAAGAAGAGAAGACAGGGAGGAAAGUCUCAGCCAAUUGGAGGCGAGAUUGAUGAGCGAGAUCGCAAAGACUACUUCUCUCCUUCUACGGAUCUAUUCGCCGAUUACUGUGAUUCAAUCAUCGACCGGUAUAGACUCAAUGAGCCCGGACAGAUCUUGCAGCGCGAAGCUACGAGUCUUUCUUAUGACUAUGUAUCCGAUAGCCCCGAGAAGAUUUUUACAAUUUCCACAUCAAGCGGAGAAAAGUUUUAUAGUCGCGCGGUUGUACUUGCCAUUGGCCCUGGCGGUGCAGGUGUUUCAAAGAUAUAUCCAUGGAAGCCAGCAAGUGAGCAAGAGGGUGCUGCUGCAUGUUGCCACAGCAUGGAAAUCAAGACUUUCCCCAGUCCCAAUGUCCAGGACAAGAUCCAGCGUCGACAAGAGACGAAUGUUGUGGUUGUCGGCGGUGGGCUUUCUUCAGCUCAGAUUGUGGAUAUGGCUGUUCGCAAAGGAGUCACCAAGGUGUGGUUUAUCAUGAGAUCCGGGAUGAAGGUCAAACACUUUGAUAUCAGUUUGCCAUGGAUGGGCAAGUACAAGAACUGGGAGAAAGCAGCCUUCUGGUCUGCCGAUACCGAUGAAGAACGCCUGGAAAUGCUACAAACCGCCCGCAAUGGAGGCAGCAUGACACCACGCUACACCAAAAUCGUAAAACAACACGCAGCCAAGCACCGCGCCUCUCUACACCCAAACACAGAAAUUGUAUCCCACGACUACAAUCCCACUACCAAGACCUGGUCUCUCGGAACCUCCCCACCAAUCCCGAACCUCCCCCCAAUAGACUACAUUUACUUCGCAACAGGCGCGCGCACCGACGUGCGUGAGAUGCCCCUCCUACGCGAAAUGAACGAACAAUACCCAAUCGAAGUCAAAUCCGGCUUCCCCUGUCUGACAAACGACCUCUCAUGGCGCGACGAUGUGCCACUAUUCAUGACAGGACGAAUGGCAUCACUCCGACUGGGACCAGCGGCACCGAAUCUCGAAGGCGCGCGAGUGGGCGCGGAACGCGUGACGUGGGGUAUUGAGGAAGUCCUGCAUAAAGGGCGGGAUGUUGGGGAACAGUGUGAGGGGUUUUGUGGGCUUGGCAACCGGUAUGCGUCGCUGCUCGAUAGUGAUGAAUGA